AUGACAACCAUAGACCUUUCACCACCUCAAAUUCGUAGAAAGAAAAAGAAACAGCACAAGCAACAUCAGUCCAGAAAGGGCCUUAUCGGUUCCAAAGCCAUUCAGAAAUUUAGAGACCCUGGCAGCGUCAAUGUUUCCUUCUUUGCUCUAAGUAUCUUUUUAUUUGCGAUAUUUGGUGGUAGCCUUAUCAAGCUGCUAAAGUUUUUCUUCUAA
Molecule: messenger RNA, 213 nt
Organism: Mucor velutinosus
Lineage: Eukaryota; Fungi; Mucoromycota; Mucoromycetes; Mucorales; Mucoraceae
Product: ATP-dependent DNA helicase Snf21
Exons: 4
Coding region: 1-213 (70 amino acids)
Cellular component (GO): endoplasmic reticulum
Source: RefSeq, a predicted model, not a curated record